AAGGUUACGUGUUUGUUAUGUACGAUUUUGACAAGUUUUCGGGAUAAAAAUCCGUAAACUUUCAGUUUUCUUUUAAAAAAAAAAAAAAAAAAAAAAAAAUUUAACAAGACUAAUCGAUCGAAAAACCGUCCUAUCGGCGUGACAUUUUAUUGAUAUUUCUUCGAGCUGUUCCCAACGAUUUUAUUAAUGUGCAUGGUGUUGUUUAUACAUGUCAUCAUAUAUAUAUUGUCGGAGAAAUUGAUGGCAGUCGAAGUCGAGGGAAAAGCGCGGAAAGAUCAUCGGCGAAACGAGUGAGAACCUAAGAAAGACCGCGAGCGAAUAUCAGGGAGCGAUCGGCCGCCGAGGGAUCAAGUAAUCGACUCUCGCGAUUGUUAAUCGAAUUUGUCGAAGGUGGGUAGCCGCGCGCGGAGAGAGAGAGAGAGAGAAACAUGGCGUUUGUUUCUCACGUUGUCGCACCGAGCGAGUGUCCAGCUUAAUUAGGACCGAGCCGGGAGGCUGCGAAUCGACCGGGAGGGCGGAGGACGCGACCGACCUCGUGUUCGAGGGGUCGAUCUCAUUCCCAUUCGCGACAUCCUCCUCGAUCGAGGGCGGGCGUCGCGCUGUUCUGAUGCUCCGGACUCGGCCACGAGGACAGAUCGAUUGCACCAUCCGUGGGAUCCCCUGAGAUGCCGAGAAAGAUCGCCGAGACAAGCGCACAAUGACGUCCCGCAGUUACACCAAGUCCUACAGCCGUAAGGUCAGCAGUGUAACGGCCGGCAGUAUCCAGUUCGACAAGCUCUUCCGCGAGAACAGCAACCGGCCGUCCGCUGCCAAGUCGGCGGGCACCGUUGGAAAAUGGGGCAUAACAUCCUUCACCUCCAUCAGGAGCACGAAUAUCAAUGGGAGACGAGAUGAUAUACAUAGUACAUUCGGCGCGAAGAGAAUGAAACUCGAUUAUGGGAAUCAGAAUCGCGUGAGUUCCGGGAAGGAUCCCUUCUCUUUCGAGACCGAUCCGGAUAACAAGCCGGAAGCUUCUCCGGCGGUUGUCAAACCGAAAAAGUUCUUCAAGAGCAGAAACGUCCCGCCUGUGGUAGAGGAAUCUCGCCAGGAUGUGGCAAUUUAUAGACAAGUACCUGAUUCGCAAUAUGGGAGGGCUCGUGCCACGAAGCAACCCGCGCAGCAGCCGACGCAGAAGCAGCAACCAGCGCAGAAGCAGCAGCCAACGCAGAAGCAACAGCCAACGCAGAAGCAGCAGCCAACGCAGAAGCAGCAGCAGCAACAGCAAGCUGUAACGAAAGUAUCACAUGCUCCAAUUAAGAAAGUAGUAGAAACUUUAGAUAGCACCAGUACUCAUGAUACCCCCAAUCGAGAGGAGAGCAAACCACCGAUCGUGUUAAGAAUAUGCAAAGGUACAGCGCGACUGGUUUGCGGAGACGUGGAUACUCAGGACCUCGAGCCGGACACCUACAGGAUUUCCACCAAUCUCGCUAGUCCAUCUAAAGUCGACGUCGAACGUAAGAUCCUCAACACGGAGGCGCCGCUCAAAUCCGAUCAUAGAUCUCUGCGUACGCAUCCACCUGCCGUCUCGACCGUGUCGAUUCCUCUGGAGAACUCGGACAUGAGGAGAACCACUCGUAGUCGCGCGAAAAAUCUGCACUUGGACCUGACGGCGGCGAGUAGCAUCGUGACGCCGCCGGCACCGAUAACUCCCAAUUCGCACGGCUCCGGUCUCUCCUUGACCCUGAGAAAAUCCGUAACGGACUCCAAUAAUACCCUUAUAUCUCAUUACGAUAUCGUUAAGACUGACUGCAGCUCAACAUAUUCCUCCAAACCGGUAAUCGAACCGUUGAUCGGACGCGAUCAGCCGCUACCGACCACGACUCAGGAGCUGAUCGAUAUCCUGUCGAGCGAUUCCGAUACGAGACCGGCACCACCAGCACCAUCGCCGCCGCCGCCGGCGCCGCUGCCUCCGUCGUCGUCACCGUUGGCUCCACCACCAUCACUUCCACCACCGUCACCAUCACCACCACCAUCUCCGUCACCAUCGCCACCGCCAGCACUACCACCACCGCUAUCAGUGAUUGUCAAUGAUAAUGAUAAUACAGAAAUUACAACUGCAGAAACGUCGGAAAGUGUCGGGAGCCAAGUUCAACAUUGCUCCGUAGAUAUCCUGGCCAAUGAAGUUGCGGUACCUGUUGUGCGGCCUGAAUCCAUAGCGCAACAACCGGAACCGGAGGCAGAACUUGAUCUCGAAUCGGAACCGGAACCACCGGCUCGAAUCAGACCCGGCGCCGACACCAUCGCUGAGACCAUCGUCGCUGCCACCAGCACCGCCGCUAAGACUCUGGUAGAUCAGGAUUGGUUCUCGGGCAGCGAUGAUAGUGAAGGUGCUAGCGGUAACGUCGAGAGCGAGAUGGCAUUGCAUGUGACGAGCACGGUCUCCGAGUCGCAGAUCUCGGAUCCACCGUCAACGACGGUCUCUGCGUCGAUCAAGCCCGCUGCUAAGAAAGGCAGCAUCUUCAAGAGCCGGUCAACAGGAGCGACAGAUGGGAACAAGAGACGAGCGUUGUACAAGCACAAAUGGUGCGACAGCGACAAGGAGUCGACCGCUGCGGAUACGCCUACCACUGGUAACAGCACCCCGACCACCGCGUCUGGCUCCAGCAGCGCGGGACCAGUCGCGUACGAGGAGGAGUUCGAACCCUCACAGUUAACGAGAGUCGUCACUUAUCCCGCGAUCGACGCGGAUUUCGAGGACGAGGCCGACGCGAUCACGAGUAUCCGCUGCGGUAAAAAAGUUAAAGGAUUCUACACUGUAGUAAAGAAUGUAAAGAAAGCUCAUCAGAUACAAGAGAGUGGAGAGUUCCAAGAAUUUAAUGAUGAUGUCGAAUAUAUCUUGGACACUUUGAGAGAAAAUAAUCCAAAUGCUACUCGUUGCCUUUCAGCCAUACGAUUAGCAAGUAAAUGUAUGGCUCCUGCAUUUCGCAUGCAUGUGCGCGCUCAUGGAACUGUUGCCAAGUUUUUUAAAGCUCUUCAUGAUGCAACUAAGGAUCAGAGUCUUGGUUUAUGCACAGCAACAGUAAUGUUUGUUUUAAGUCAAGAUCGUCUAGCUAUGGAUCUAGAUCGCGAUUGUUUGGAAUUAAUGUUAAGUCUAUUAGAAUCUGAUGCCAGUCAUAAGGAUGCUCUUGACGACUGUGGUCUCAGUCAUGCUGAAUUAUUGAAAAAUAAAGAAAAAGUGCGUCAAUUGUGCGCUGAUAUACAAGCUCAAGGACACGCUAAACAUCUAAAUCUAGAUAAUAUUACUGUUGGUCAGCUUGCUAUGGAGACACUUCUAAGUCUUACAUCAAAGCGCGCUGGAGAAUGGUUUAAGGAAGAAUUGCGAGAAUUAGGCGGAUUGGAACAUAUUGUAAAGACAAUUCGAGAAUGCCACCGUCAUAUUAACGGCCAGAACGUCUUAAGAUCUGGCUGGACAGAUCCUUUAUUAGAUAAAUUACGUAAAGUUGACAGAUGUUUACGUGUAUUAGAAAAUGUAACACAUAUGAAUGAAGAGAAUCAGGUGUAUUUAUUAAAGUAUGAGGAAGGAGUAUUAGUAAGCACAUUAGCUAGUUUAUAUCACCUGUGUGGACAAGAGAUUCCCAUUUAUCCAACAACAGAUCCAAGCGAUAAAAGUUCUACCGGUGCUGUUGUUAGAGAAUGUCUCUUUGCAAUUAUUAAAGUUCUCAUCAACCUUACUCAUCGGUUUAACAGACAAUCUUUUGGUAGCAAAUCAGUUGGCGCACAAGUUGGCGUUUUGGAUUGUAGUUUGUUUCUUUUAUUACGUGUGCCUGAAUCACUUCCGGAAGAAAAGCGAUUUGACAUGAUGAUGCUGGCGUUAAUUUUAUUGAUAAAUUUAGUAGAGCAAUGUGAUGAUAAUAAGCAGUUACUCAUUGAAUCGAAAGCACCUGCAUCACUAGAAAAUAUUUUUGAUGCAGAGGAAAGCGGCGUGGGAUCUUUAAUCGAUUUGUUUUACAAACAAGAGGAACUUGCGCGUGCCGAGGAACAAAAAACUGAUGCCAUUUUAGAUGGAAAAAAAGAUUCCGAACAAACAGAGACGGUAUCAACUACCACUAAAACUCAAGAGGAAUUUAUCGAAGAGACCGUCACUAAAUUAUUGCAAAAAGCUGGACGACAUAUGGAGCAUACAUUGAUUGGUGCAUAUGUAGUGCUUUUACUUGGAUACUUAAUAAUGGAUAAUAAGGAGUACGAAUCAUUGGUACGAAGUAGAUUGCCAGACAAGAAUUUCGAGACUAUGGUAUCUGUACUUCAGAAAUUCUUCAACUUUAUGAAUAUAACGGUAUCGCAGAACGAAGUGAGCAGUUGUGGAAUUGCUGCUACCGAAAAGGUAAUCAAGUUCCUAAAAAUGUCAGAUGCCAGAAUAGAGGAAGAGAAGAAUGAGUUACCAUUGCCAGCAUUAGAAGACACCAAUACAAUGCUUAACUUAACUUCAUCUUGAUUGACAUAUUAUACACACACUUGACAGCAUUUUUUUCACCUGGCGUACGCAAAGAGCCAAAGUUGUAUUUGUCCAACAGAAGAAAAUUCUUUUUAUUACGAAGCAGAUGGUCUUGUUUCAUAUUCAUAUAUUUUGAUACAUAUUUAUUCACUUACAUAAUUUAUUGUUGUAGGUUUCUUAUUAUUAUGAUUUGGUUUAUUUCUUUAUGAAGUGGAACUUAGUUAUAUUUACUAGUUUUAAGUAUACAAUACUGUAACUUUGUGAAGUAUAUAUAGGGGCACAUCUUGUAAUUAUAAUUGCAAGGCACUUAUCGCAAUUGUUAUUACCAUCUUUAAGAUAUCAUUAAUAUAAAUCAAGGUAAUGAAAAGCCACUUUUUUUAAGUUAAUAGAUCAAAAAGAAUAACGCGAUAAGCUUCUCGCUCCAGCAUAUACAGUUUAAUAUCUUCUGUAUAUCAUCUUAAAAAAAAUUGUACAAUCUAUUAAAAUUAUAUCUAUUGUUUUAAAAUCUAUUAAGUGAUUAACAGCAUUAGGACAUGUGAUCCGCUGAAAUUUAAUAUAGCAUUAUGUAUAAGUUUAUUUUAAUAUUAAAAUUAUAUUAUAUGA
Messenger RNA from Nylanderia fulva, 5074 nucleotides. The record is from RefSeq and is a predicted model, not a curated record. NCBI's taxonomy places the organism in Eukaryota, Metazoa, Arthropoda, Insecta, Hymenoptera, Formicidae.